This is a messenger RNA of Misgurnus anguillicaudatus (oriental weatherfish), 2460 nucleotides long. RefSeq names its product guanine nucleotide binding protein (G protein), beta 5b (gene gnb5b). Gene Ontology annotation, molecular function: protein binding. NCBI's taxonomy places the organism in Eukaryota, Metazoa, Chordata, Actinopteri, Cypriniformes, Cobitidae. Gene Ontology annotation, biological process: signal transduction. The record is from RefSeq and is a predicted model, not a curated record.
GUUUAUCAUGUUUGCAUAGAUGGUUCAUUUUUGGCCCGUGUGUGUCACCUUAAUGUAGUAAAACCUAGGAAAAAUCAAAUCAUAAUUUGUUGUCAUUUGAAACAAGAUAUUGUGAACAUUCAUGGAUUAUGAAAAUCAUAGAUGAUGGAAUAUGAAAUGCUGAAUUAAAAGAUCAAAAAAUGCUCAGGCAUGCAUGAAAUAACAGGAAAUGAAAACAUGUCAUUUUAGACCCAUCUUGUGCAUUGGAUAGGGUUGGCAUAGCUUGUCCAUCAAAGGGUUAAAGUAAUCCAACGACUCAAUCUAAUGAAAAUUUAAGUUUUUGCUAAAUAAUUUUAGUGCCACUGCUAAAAUCUUGUGGCUGUUUGUAGACCACACAAGUAUUUUCGCUCCUAUCAGUGUCCCUGCUGUGUUUUACUGAUGAACUACAAGGCUUGAGCUUUAACCACCUUAAGCUGGACUAUUUAUUAGCGUCUCUGUCUCUGACUGGCCACUAUUUCAGCUGGUAAAACUUCUCUAGGGUAUAAACACUAAUGCUCCUGUAAGGAGAUUAUUGCCUGCAUGUCUUACAGGUUCAAUCCCUUUCUCCUCACCGUUUAAACUGCAGCCUGCUGUUAGCACACAUCUAUCAAAAGGCUUGUCCUCUACAUACAAGACACAAAGAUGUGUGACCAGACAUUUUUGGCGAUCACGUUUGGUCCGUGUGAUAACUGCAGUCAGAACAAACCUCUGAUGAACAUCUAUCUAAAGAAUGAGCCCAUCAACUACUGCUCGCUCUGUGUGGAGCUGAUGGCCUGUCAGGGAUUGGCGCAGGGCGAGACCGUCAACACACUGAAAGCCGAGUCUGAGACUCUUAAAGCCAAACUGGAGGAGGAGAGAGCAAAACUGCACGAUGUCGAGCUAAAUCAGGUGGCAGAGAAGAUAGAGACUCUCGGUCAGUUUGUCAUGAAGACCAGGAGAACUUUGAAAGGACACGGGAAUAAAGUGCUGUGUAUGGACUGGUGUCGGGACAAGAGAAGAAUAGUCAGCUCCUCUCAGGAUGGAAAAGUCCUUGUGUGGGAUGCAUACACAACCAAUAAGGAGCAUGCGAUCACUAUGCCCUGCACCUGGGUGAUGGCUUGUGCUUACUCUCCAUCUGGCUGUGCUGUGGCUUGUGGUGGUUUGGAUAAUAAAUGCUCGGUCUACCCCCUCUCAUUGGAUAAAAAUGAGAAUUUGGCAGCUAAGAGGAAAUCUGUGGCCAUGCACACCAACUAUGUGUCUUCCUGCAGCUUUACUAACUCUGAUAUGCAGAUUCUGACAUCAAGUGGUGAUGGCACAUGUGCAUUAUGGGAUGUUGAGAGUGGACAGCUGCUGCAGAGUUUCCAUGGUCACUCAGCAGAUGUUCUGUCAUUGGACCUCGCACCAUCUGAGACAGGAAACACCUUUGUGUCAGGGGGUUGUGAUAAGAAAGCUAAUGUGUGGGAUAUGCGCUCAGGUCAGAACGUUCAGUCCUUUGAGACUCAUGAGUCUGACAUCAACAGUGUAAAGUAUUACCCCAGUGGUGAUGCUUUUGCAUCUGGAUCUGAUGAUGCUACGUGUCGCCUGUAUGACUUGCGAGCUGACCGUGAGGUGGCCGUCUACUAUAAAGAGAGUAUCUUAUUUGGAGCCACCAGCGUGGACUUUUCCCUCAGUGGCAGGUUGUUGUUUGCGGGGUAUAAUGACUAUACCAUUAACGUUUGGGAUGUUCUGAAAGGUACAAGAGUGUCGAUUCUGUUUGGCCAUGAAAACAGGGUCAGCGCUGUGAGAGUUUCACCUGAUGGUACAGCGUUCUGCUCGGGAUCAUGGGAUAACACCCUGCGGAUCUGGGCUUGAGGAGUUGCUCUGUACCAGCUGUAUGACGAGAUAUUUCAACAUGGACUUGUUAUCAUACAGCGCAGGGGCUGUAAAGAAACUGAUCUGUAUUUUACUCAUCUUAGCACAAAUUUAUAAGCUUCUUUUAUCCUACUUUUUGGCUUUGAAGCUGUCACUUUAUAAAACAAAAGGAACAAUUUUAAAUGCUUGUUUAAGUAUUAAUUUGUAUGUUAGAAACUUAUUUAAUUAUGAAUACUUUUAUUGGUAUAUUUUAUUGUAGUUAUUUAAAGAGAUUUAUUUUUAGUCCCUAGGCAGAAUGUAUAUAUCAAUCAGUACUUAAAACACAUUAAAGAGUUGCACUGGAAUGUAAAUGUAAACCAUCAAACCUGUAGAUAUAGGUCAAAUGUGUUAUGAAAUCUGCAUUUAAAAACUAGUUACUGCAUUAAUUUAUGUGCAUGCUAGUUUCCAAUUUAUAUAUACUAUACAUUAUAUUUUUGCACCCACUGUAUUGAGGAGAAUAAAAUGUUUUGUGUUAGUGUAUUGAGUGUGUAGUUUGUGUGUUUUGGUGGAUAACACUGUAAAGUAAAGCAGAUUAAGAGAUCAUUGGGCAGAACGUUCAUACAUAUAUAGACC